AUGUCUCUGCUUCCGAUUUCAAUCGUCUCGUUUCUCUUCGUCUUCUUCUCCGUUGCUCCGCCGUUCAUCACCGCCGCUACGAAUGACGAUUUACCGACGGCUUACUCUCUCCUCCAAAGCUACAAUUUCCCCGUCGGAAUCCUUCCUAUAGGAGUCGUAUCAUACGAUCUGGAUAAAUCCACGGGGAAAUUCCACGCGUACUUCAACAAUUCGUGUAGUUUCGCUCUUGAAGGUUCGUACCAAUUGGAUUACAAGUCGACAAUCUCUGGUUACAUAUCGGAGAACAAGAUCACGAAGCUUACCGGCGUGAAGGUGAAGGUUUUGUUCUUGUGGUUAAACAUCGUUGAGGUUACCAGGAAAGGAGACGAGCUCGGAUUCUCCGUCGGGAUUACAUCGGCGAACUUCGCGAUCCAAGAGUUUUACGAGUCGCCACAGUGUGGUUGCGGAUUUGAUUGCAAAGAUUCGAGAUCGAAAUCGGAGGAAUUGGGAAGAAACCCUUUUGUUUCUUCGAUUUGA
Molecule: messenger RNA, 516 nt
Organism: Arabis nemorensis
Lineage: Eukaryota; Viridiplantae; Streptophyta; Magnoliopsida; Brassicales; Brassicaceae
Source: the annotation of a GenBank genome assembly